Messenger RNA from Ochotona curzoniae (black-lipped pika), 1994 nucleotides. It is a transcript of the gene ZFP1, whose product is annotated as ZFP1 zinc finger protein. Gene Ontology annotation, biological process: negative regulation of transcription by RNA polymerase II. Lineage: Eukaryota; Metazoa; Chordata; Mammalia; Lagomorpha; Ochotonidae. Gene Ontology annotation, molecular function: DNA-binding transcription repressor activity, RNA polymerase II-specific. The coding region runs from base 110 to 1306 and encodes 398 amino acids. The transcript has 4 exons. The record is from RefSeq and is a predicted model, not a curated record.
GUGGCGGCCGCUCCCCGCCGUGACCCUGCCUGGCCUCGAGCCGCGCGUGGAAGCCGUGCCCUGCCAGUUCUGCCCACAGUUCUCUGCUUUUACCCUGAAACUGCAGAAAAUGAACAAGUCCCAGGGCUCCGUCUCAUUCACGGAUGUGACUGUGGACUUCACCCAGGAGGAGUGGGAGCAGCUGGACCCCUCGCAGAGGAUCCUGUACAUGGAUGUGAUGUUGGAGAACUACAGCAACCUGCUGUCAGUGGAAGUCUGGAAAGCUGAUGACCAGGUGGAGGGCAAAGCCGGCAGCCCCGAGGCAGCAGCCAGGCCCUCCAUCACCCGUGGGAGCCCCGGGGGGAGGCCGCUGCUGCUGAGCCCAGACUGUGUGUCCGCCAGACAAGUGCUCUACAAGUAUGAUUUGUACGAAAAAACUCUGAAAUAUAAUUCGGACUUACUUACAAGUAGUAGAAGCUAUGUCAAGAAGCAAGCUGAAGGCUGCAAUGGGUUUGGCAAACCGCUGCUGUACCUGAAACAAGAAAAAGCACACCCUGGAAGGGAAUGCCCUGAAUUUAGUGAGAGUACAAACGUUCUCGGCCAUAAAAAAGGCCUUUUUAAACACCAAAAAAUGAAAAAUUUGGUUCAGCCUUUUAUCUGUAACUACUGUGACAAGGCCUUCUCCUUCAAGUCACUCCUCAUUAGUCACAAGAGAAUUCAUACUGGGGAGAAACCCUACGAAUGUAACGUAUGCAAGAAAACCUUCUCUCAUAAGGCCAACCUCAUCAAACACCAGCGGAUCCACACCGGGGAGAAGCCCUUCGAGUGUCCUGAGUGCGGGAAAGCUUUCACCCACCAGUCCAACCUCAUUGUGCACCAGCGAGCGCAUAUGGAGAAGAAGCCCUACGAAUGCAGCGAGUGUGGGAAGACAUUUGCCCAGAAAUUUGAACUCACUACACACCAGAGAAUUCACACUGGGGAGCGGCCCUACCAGUGUAACGAAUGUGCAAAAACCUUCUUCAAGAAAUCAAACCUCAUUAUACAUCAGAAAAUUCACACGGGGGAGAAGCGUUAUGAGUGCAGUGAGUGUGGCAAGUCCUUUAUCCAGAACUCACAGCUCAUCAUUCACAUGAGAACUCACACGGGGGAGAAACCCUAUGAAUGCACUGAGUGUGGCAAAACAUUCAGCCAGAGGUCGACCCUGCGGCUGCACCUGCGCAUCCACACGGGGGAGAAGCCCUACGAGUGCUCCGAGUGCGGGAAGGCCUUCAGCAGGAAGUCCCGCCUCGGUGUGCACCAGCGAGUCCACAGGGCGGACAAGCCCUGAGGCCGCCGCCUGGCCGCACUCCCAAUCACGGCCGAGGAGAAGCGCUGCCUGCAGGUCCCGAGGGGACAUGAGCACACGGUGAUGGCGCCGGAGCAGCAGGCAAGAGAAUGCCACCCACAGUGCAGUGCAGGCUAGCAGUGCUGCUCAGCUGGGCUGACCCAGGUGGAAAGUCUGGGCGUAGAUACAGCCAGAGGCAGUCCACUGGGCCUGCCACCUGCAAGUGAGUGUGACAUUCCUGACAGCGCAGGCAGUACCCCGCAGAAUAGUGGCCACAGCUCAAAUUGUGUUCUAAAUCUGCACAGGUGAAUCUAAGGAACAAGGUUGUGACAAUUAGACACAAACAGGAUUUCCCACGCUGAACGUGAUGCCGUUAGAACCGUCUUACCCCGGUAUGUGUUCCAAAUGAACUAUUCAACAUGCGGUUCAGGGGUGCGAGGCCUGCAGCUGUGGCUGCUGCCUGCCGGGGUACAGAGGUUGGACCGCCCUUGGCAUCAGACAGUGCUGCCCUCGGUCUGGGUGUGCUGAGGGCUUCCUGCAGGGUCCGCUGUGAUCACGCAGGGGUGAGCCAAGGAGGCAGUACUGAAGGCCAGUGAGCGGCCAUUCCAACGGCCCGUGCUCCCAACACAUUCUUUUCAGUGGGGUAUUCACAUACAAGUGCAUGUCUUUUACCAAAAUAUCGUGUGACCCA